AUGGAACGGCCUCCGUCGCUUUUGCCGUACAUCUACUGCGCGACGUCGUGUAUGCUGAUGAUAUCGACGAUGACGACCGCCGCGACGGUUACCGUUAACGUUACACAUCUGUGCGAUACACGGCCCGCAGUAGCCUCGGCUCGGCCUACCACCGACAUUGGUAUGACGUAUUUGUCACCACCUAAUGAGAACCUGACGACUAGCCGGUCAUCGUCGCUGCCGCCUACCGAAAACCCGACAUCUUGGUCGUCAUCGACUGCUACCGAAAACCUAACGUCUAGGUCGACAUCACGACCUAUUGAAAACCUAACGUCUUGGUCGUCGCCACCACUUACCGAAAACCUUAAGUCUUGGUCGACGUCGGCGCCUGUUGAAAACCUUACGUCUCGGUUGUCGUCGCCAUCUUUCGAAAACCAGACAACAGUGUCGCCGUUGCUAUCUACCGAAAACUUAUUAUCAGUGCCGUCACCGCCACUUACCGGCAACCGGACGUCGUCGUCACCAACUAUUGACAACCGGACAUCGUCGUCACCACCUAUCGACAACCGGACUUCGUCGUCGCCACCCACGGACGACCAGACGUCGUCAGCGGCCCGUAUAACCGAGUUCCUGUUAGCCGUCCGUAAACCGGGGAUUAUGGGUUUCACGUAUGCCAGCCGGACCGCCGUGCAGAGGAGAUCGUCCUCGUCGCCGGACGCGUCCGCCGGACCAGUGGCACUCGAGCAGAUUGCAGCGUUCCCCAGUGCCAAGUUCCGAGAGAACGUCAAGCUAGACCAACAGACGUCGAGGUCCGACAGCGGCGAAGGAUCAGGGACCGUGGCCGCGAUCGACCUGUUCGGUGUAGGGAUCGUGGUCGGUGACGUCGGGCUCCGGUUUAUCGGCGUGGCCGAGGACGCGGUCAUGUGGCACAGUAUGCCUGCCGAGCUCAUUCUUGACCUCUUCAGCAAUCCGUAUGAAUGGGACAUCGUGGCGAAAAAAAUACUACCGUACGAAUGGCCACUGGCUGUGGUCUGCGCCUUAAUGAUAUUCUGCGGUCUGAUACUAGCACGAUACGGCGUGUAUUGGCAGAGACGGUACAAAGAGGCUAAGUGGUUAGGAGACACUGGCUGGGAGUCGGGUUGCAAAAAGGGUGUGCUGGUCAUUGCCAUUCAAAUGCUUCUACUUAUGUUAGGAGCCGGUGCUUGCGGACUGCUGGUAACGAACGAGACCAUGGGAUCUGCCGUGUCAAGCGUUGGAGACCUAUUAGAAUUUGGUGUCGGUGAUUUGGUGGACAUGUUCUCCAUCACUCAAAAACAAAUCAGGACCAUAACAGUCGGAUCGAUGGAUUCGACGACCGAUGUGAUUUUCUCAAAAUUAGACGACAUAGCUGAACAAUUGGGAGGACCAAUCGAAAAUGAUAUAUAUGGCCCUAGUCAUAGAUUUGGUUCCAGGAACAAUGUUUCUAGAGUAGUUCAAGACUUCCAGAAGAUAUUUCCAAAAGCAAGGGAUGUAAUUUCCCAAGCCGAAUUAGUCAGAGAAGACAUUAUUAGGUACAACAAACAAAUUAUCGAACUGAACGUUGAACUUCAAAUGGUACCCGAACGAUGCCCUCUUGAAGUUUCCGCCAUGUGUGAUAUGAUAUCCGGUAACAAAUUGCACCCAGAGAAUUAUACUUACUUGGAUGAUUUGAUAAAUGUAGUUAGAGGAGUUUUAGAAGUAGAAAACGACGGGCUAUCGAGUCUACCAUUAACGUCGGCCGAAAGUGCCAACAUUCCAAAGGCUAUAUACGAACAGACCGAAAAAGAGAGAUGGCGUAUAAAACAAGCUUUGAUGGAUCGCAGACGUCAAUUAGAAUUUUCAAUAUAUCCUUAUGAAAGUCAUACGCGUAAACUCGUUUCAAAACUAAUGGACAUGAAAGAGACAGCUAACAAUUACAUUAUGCGCCUAAAACAAAUAGAGGCGUAUAGGUGGUCAGCUAGUAUUGGAAUAGCAAUCGCUGCACUUUUAGUUUGGAUUUUAUUAGCAUGCAGUAUUGUGGUAAAUUAUUGUUCCCACACGACUUGGGCAAAAUGCUACUUCUUUGGCUGCGUGAGUACAAUGAGAUUGACCAGUUUGGUACUUUGGACAUCGGCAUUAGUGGGUUUAAUAUUAAGCAGCAACGGUGAAGUAAAUAUUUGCAGACCAUUAUAUGACGAACCUAUGUACGAAACCGUUACAAAAAUAAUGGAUUGCCCGGCCAUAACAAAUGAACGUGGAUUUUUUUCCUGGUUCAUCUUUGGAAAUGAAACAUCCACGGCUCCGUUCAACGAAGUCAUCGAAUCGUGCAGAGAAAAUCGUACGGCUCACGCAACAUUUAAUUUAAACAAAGUGUUUAACGUGGACGCAAGUUCAGAUUACAACAAAUGGCCAGGUCUUAUGGAUGCUCUAGAUAGUCUCAAAACCAAAAGGGUCCGCGUAGAAUUGGAUUUAAACAGACCACCGUCCACGGCCGACGCAUUGAGACCGAUUGCCGAAUCAACAAACUUGGACUUUGAAAAGUUUCGAAGUCUCAUUUUGGAGUCUUCGUUGGCUCUUGGACGCGUGACUUUGCUACGCGAUCAACUCCGUGCACUUUCAACACAAACCGCCUCUUUCUCCACCAUGUUUAAAAUGACAUUGAAGCGUGUAGUGACAAAUAUUACAGAUUUAGUCGAAAAUGUGAUGAGCCCAAUGAGUCAGAAGAAAAAUAUUUUACUAUAUCAUUUAACAUUGAUGGAAGUCGAAAUGCAACCGCUAUCAGAAUCUUUAAACCGGACUUGGGCAAACGCGUAUACUAGAAUCGAAAAUUCCGAUUUCGAUCAAAUACUGCGAAAGAAUAUGGCUCAAUACACAAACAAUUUGAAAGUGCUGUUGGACAAAUAUAAGGUUCACGUAACUGAAGCAGUAAAAACAGAAGCGGCAUCGUGCAGACCCGUAUGGAAUGUGUAUCGAAUUGGAAGAGAUUUAGUUUGCAGGCAAGCUUUGGACGCCUUGAAUGGAUUUUGGCUUAUAUGUUUUUUCAUCGCAAUGUCGGUUACCGUCGCAAUACCAGUCGUGAAAAAUUUGAAAAUAUUUCAUAAGUCUCCGCUAACUUCUAUGUCACUUUAUACCAUACCUCCACCACCAGCAAUGGAACUUAUGAGCACGAGUAGUUAA
This is a messenger RNA of Macrosiphum euphorbiae (potato aphid), 3153 nucleotides long. The record is from the annotation of a GenBank genome assembly. NCBI's taxonomy places the organism in Eukaryota, Metazoa, Arthropoda, Insecta, Hemiptera, Aphididae.